GGAGGGCGGGGCGGGCGACUGCGCUGGCGGGCGGGCCGAGUCGGGAGGGCCGGGCCCGCGGGCUGCGGCGGCGCUGGACUUGGCGCUGGCGCUGGUGGAGGCGCCAUGGCGGCCGACGCGGGGCCGGAGCGCAGCAGCCGGGUCCUGACGCCGGAGUCGGCGCCCAGCCCGGAGCCGGGCCUGGAGCUGGGCCCGGAGUCGGAGGAGGACGCGCAGGCCCGGGCAGAGUUCGCGGCGCUGCAUGGCCCGGCGCUGCGCGCGUCGGGGGUCCCCGAGCGGUACUGGGGCCGCCUCCUGCACAAGCUGGAGCACGAGGUUUUUGACGCCGGGGAGAUGUUUGGGAUAAUGCAAGUGGAAGAAGUGGAGGAGGACGAGAGUGAGGAUGAGGUGGCCCGGGAAGCGCGGAAGAAGCCCAACCCGGGCGGCGAGCUCUGCUACAAGGUCAUCGUGACCAACGAGAAUGGGCUCCGGGCAGCCGACCCCAACAGCAUCUUCCUCAUCGACCACGCCUGGACGUGCCGCGUGGAGCAUGCCCGCCAGCAGCUGCAGCAGGUGCCCGGGCUGCUGCACCGCAUGGCCAACCUGAUGGGCAUCGAGUUCCAUGGCGAGCUGCCCAGCGCCGAGGCUGUGGACCUGGUGCUGGAGGAGAUGUGGAAGUUCAACCAGACCUACCAGCUGGCCCAUGGGACAGCUGAGGAGAAGGUGCCAGUGUGGUACAUCAUGGACGAAUUCGGCUCGCGCAUCCAGCACGCCGACGAGCCGAGCUUCGCCACUGCACCCUUCUUCUACAUGCCCCAGCAGGUGGCCUACACGCUGCUGUGGCCCCUGAGGGACCUGGACACAGGUGAGGAGGUGACCCGGGACUUUGCCUACGGAGAGGCCGACCCUCUGAUCCGGAGGUGCAUGCUGCUGCCCUGGGCCCCUGCUGACCUGCUGGACCUCAGCUCCUCAACGCCCGAGCCGCCCGCUGAGCACUACCAGGCCAUUUUGGAGGAAAACAAGGAGAAGCUGCCACUUGCCAUCACCCCGGUGGCGUAUCCCUGUGACCACGUCUUCAAGGUCUACACAGAUGUCCAGCAGGUGCUCAGCCACCUCACGCACCCGCGCUUCACCUUCACCCAGAGCGAGGCGGAUGCCGACGUCCUCUACCACUUCUCACACCUCAAGGACUACAGGAGGCUGAGCCAGGAGAGGCCCAACGUGCUGCUGAACCAGUUUCCCUGCGAGAACCUGCUGACGGUGAAGGACUGCCUGGCCUCCAUCGCACGCCGGGCGGGGGGCCCCGAGGGCCCGGCCUGGCUGCCCCGCACCUUCAACCUGCGCACCGAGCUGCCGCAGUUUGUCAGCUACUUCCAGCAGCGGGAGAGGCGGGGUGAGGACAACCACUGGAUCUGCAAGCCCUGGAACCUGGCCCGCAGCCUGGACACCCACAUCACCAAGAACCUGCACAGCGUCAUCCGGCACCGCGAGAGCUCCCCCAAGGUUGUGUCCAAAUACAUUGAAAGUCCCGUCCUGUUCUUUCGGGAAGACGUGGGGAGGGUCAAGUUCGACGUCCGCUACAUCGUGCUCCUGCGGUCGGUGAAGCCCCUGCAGUUGUUUGUAUACGACGUGUUCUGGCUGCGGUUCUCCAACCGGCCCUUCGCACUCAACGACCUGGACGACUACGAGAAACAUUUCACUGUAAUGAACUACGACCCGGAAGUGGUGCUGAAGCAGUUGCACUACGAUGAGUUCAUCCCUGAAUUUGAGAAGCAGUACCCAGAAUUUCCCUGGAAGAGCGUCCAGGCUGAAAUCUUCCAGGCCUUCACGGAGCUAUUCCAGGUGGCGUGUGCCAAGCCGCCCCCACUGGGUCUCUGCGACUACCCCUCAUCCAGGGCAGUGUAUGCUGUCGACCUCAUGCUGAAAUGGGACAGCCGUCCAGAUGGGAAGCGAGUGAUGCAGCCGCAGAUCCUAGAGGUGAAUUUCAACCCGGACUGUGAGCGGGCCUGCAGGUACCACCCGACCUUCUUCAAUGACAUCUUCAGCACCUUGUUCCUGGACGAGCCCGGCAGCUGCCCCGUCACCCGCCUCAUCUAGGUGCUUGCUGGCCCCUCUGCCAGUGCUCGCAGGAGGAUUCCAGCCUCGGUUCUCUGAGCUGCUUCUGCAAAGUCCCUGCUGCUCCUCUCCCUCCGCCCUGCGAGCCAUCGUCCUGGCCUCACACUGUGGGCUCGGGUCCCCCUCUCCGCAGCGGUCAGGAGCAGGGCCCAUCACAGUGCCCCCAGGGCCGAGCACCAAGCCCCGCCCACACUCCCCUCACCACUGUGCAGUUGAUUGGUCUCAGCUCAGACACAGGCUUUCUUCCGGAAAGUUUGGUUCCUGGGGUGCUGUGCUCCCAGAGAGUGUAAGCGAAGAGGGGUUCUGGGGAGCAUGUCAGGCAAGGUUCCCCAGGAGCGCCACUGGGAGCCCAGACAUUGACAGACCCAGACUGGCUGCGUCUCGUGUCUGCCUCCCAUGCUCCACCCCAGGCCCUGAGUGACAGGCGUCCCCAGAACACCCUGGGAGCCUGCUUCUAAGGCCCAGCCUUCUUGCCCCUGUGAGUCAAACCUUCACCAGCAAACCUCCCUUCAGGCUCCAGGGCAGGAUGGCCACUGCCUUUGGUUACUGUUGCCUUUCCACUUGGUCCUGUGCAAGGGACCAAAUGUGGUGCCAGCGCCUGCCUGCCCAGGAUACUGGUGAGGGGACUCGGGGACAGGAGGGGGCCGCAGAGUACCAGGCAGUGGAUGGCCAAGAGACAAUUCCAAGGAGAGCUUUACGUUGAAGUCAGAUGUCAUCUUCCACCAGUCUAGAGUCAAAAUGUGGGAUUUUUGUUACUUUUUCAUUCAUGGGGAGAAAAUUUAAAAUUCUCAUUCUUUUCCUUAAUCUUGUUUCUGAAAUUUUGAGUCAGUUUCCAGUAUAUUUUGUGUAGCCACCGUGCACUCGGGUCAAGCUAAAGGCACAGGGGGCAAGUCUGAUUUUCAUGCCUGCAGAGCUUUCGUGUGUGUGUGUGUGUGUGUCUGCUUGUUUCAUUCUGAAGCCAAGAGUGAUCCCUGUAGCAAAAUUGGACUUGAUCGUGCCUCCCAUCUCUGUGUCUGUCUGGGUGUGUCUGUCCAUCCUCUCUGUUAACCAGAAGGUCAGCCUGUGUCCUGGGAUAGCACCCCUUCCCUCCAGCCAAGUAGAGGUGGAAAGGGCGGGACACCUCAUCUCUGGCUUUGUCCCCGGAGAGCUGCUGCGUCCCGUCCCCUCCCUGACCUGAUUUGUACCGCAAUAAAGGAAGUCUUCUGUC
This is a messenger RNA of Vicugna pacos (alpaca), 3301 nucleotides long. It is a transcript of the gene TTLL12, whose product is annotated as tubulin tyrosine ligase like 12. Gene Ontology annotation, cellular component: cytoplasm. Lineage: Eukaryota; Metazoa; Chordata; Mammalia; Artiodactyla; Camelidae. Gene Ontology annotation, biological process: protein modification process. The record is from RefSeq and is a predicted model, not a curated record.